ACACACAUGCGUUCAUUUAUUUGACAUGUAUUCUAUAAGGGAGGCAUACUGAGACCCAGGUCUCUUUUAUAGAUUGUAUUACCGUGGACUAUUUUAUUUGGCGGACGUAGCCAUUUCUAGUUCUCUACUGAGCACAUUUCUGGUGUUCAUGAAUGCCCUCGCGGAGAAGCGCGAUUCUGAACGGGGAGAAGUGUAGCUAUCUAGUACAGAACUUUAAGCGCGAGUGAUACCUUAUUUCGUGUUUUCAGCAGUGUUUGUGUACUAUACUCAAAUGAAUUUCUAAUCGGCGGUGAUAUACUUGAAUACGGUCUUGCGAAGUCGCUUUUUAUUUCAACCUACCGCUAAAAUAAACUAGCUAACGUUAGCUUGCUAGCUAACAUGUCGGGAGGCGUCGUGCGAGGCCCCGCAGGAAAUAACGAUUGUCGAAUUUAUGUCGGAAAUCUACCUCCUGAUAUUCGCACUAAAGAUGUCGAGGACGUGUUCUACAAAUAUGGAGCUAUUCGAGACAUCGAUUUGAAAAAUCGGAGAGGGGGACCUCCCUUUGCCUUCAUCGAAUUUGAAGAUCCCAGGGACGCAGACGAUGCAGUGUACGGACGAGACGGCUAUGACUACGACGGUUAUCGGCUGCGAGUUGAAUUCCCUCGGAGCGGAAGGGGUGGGGGGAGAGGCGGCUUUGGUGGUGGUGGUGGUGGUGGUGGUGGUGGGGGGGUUGGUGGCGCUCCUAGAGGCAGAUACGGGCCGCCGUCCAGACGCUCCGAGUAUAGGGUCAUUGUCUCAGGGCUUCCCCAGAGUGGCAGCUGGCAGGACCUCAAGGAUCACAUGCGUGAGGCUGGGGAUGUAUGUUAUGCUGACGUUUUCAGAGAUGGAACUGGGGUUGUGGAGUUUGUGCGCAAAGAAGACAUGACCUACGCUGUUCGAAAGCUGGAUAACACCAAAUUCCGAUCACACGAGGGAGAGACCGCAUACGUUCGCGUGAAAGUAGAUGGUCCCCGCAGCCCGAGCUAUGGAAGAUCCCGUUCCAGGAGCCGCAGUCGAAGCAGGAGCCGCAGCGCAGCCAGUCGCAGCCGCAGCAACUCUCGCGGUGGUGGUACCCGUGGUGGCAGAGGAUCUCCUCGCUACUCUCCACGCCAUAGCCGCUCUCGCUCCCGUUCCUAAACUCUGUUGCCAUUUUGGUGGAUCCCCUGUUAGCAGUUCCUCUUUCCACUUGUUUUUACCUCCUUUUGAGUUUUUCAGAAUUCAACUAUAGAUUUUAAUUUUUGCAUUCCAUCUCCUGAUGUCCUAGUGGAAGGUCUUGGUAUGUAGGUGUAUCCCCUCCUGUCACCUUUCCUCCCUAACCCUCCCUACUUUAGUCCUUUUGUUUGGUCUCCUUUCUCAAUUCAUUUUAAUUGACCUGUUGUCUUUCCUCCAAAAAUGUUGCAACAUUUGAAACCCUAUUGCUCUGAACUUCAAAAAUGUUGAUCUUAACAAGUUCAAUGCUUUUGUAAGUGUUGGAAAAUGUAUGUACUUUUUCAUGAGAUGGCGGGAGUCUCAUUGCUAAACUGUAUUUUACCCUUGUGUCUUCCUUUAGACAUCUGAAGAUAAGGAUUAAAGAGUGAUUUGGAAUAAAAGUUGUGGAGCACAUUUCAUUUGUUUGAUCAGGAUAGGACAUCUUAGGAGGAGUCAGGUCGAGGCAAUGGUUUUGAUUGGAGGAGUGGCUCAGUGGAUCCCAAUCCUUGGAGCCGGAUCAGAGGAGCAUUUAGGGAAGGGAUAGGCAAGGAUGGAUGCUUGGAGCCGGAUCAGAGGAGCGUUUAGGGAAGGGAUAGGCAAGAAUGGAUGCUUGGAGCGGGAUCCAUUUUCCAGGAAUCAAAUCAAUUGAACUAAUUAAGGAAUCCUAGAUGCAACUUUUUGAAUGGCCCAGUUUAUUUCAAUUUUUGAGCGGUAAAUAUGCGCAGAGUCAAAGGAUAUGGAUAAGGAUUAUUUACGUUUUUGGAGUAAGAAAAGGAAACUGAGGACCAGGAAGUUGGAUCAAAGAAUGGAAGGAGACGUAGGAGUCUGGUAAAUAAGGGAUUCAAAUUUGUGAUGGUUGGGGAUUAUAUUUAGUAUAGUUAGUCUGUCUUUCUUAAAUUUAAUUUACUCUUUUAGUUUAGCAUUUUCAAUAAAAUCCUGAAAAGACGUA
Messenger RNA from Oncorhynchus kisutch (coho salmon), 2155 nucleotides. RefSeq names its product serine and arginine rich splicing factor 1a (gene srsf1a). The record is from RefSeq and is a predicted model, not a curated record. The coding region runs from base 379 to 1155 and encodes 258 amino acids. The transcript is spliced from 5 exons. Gene Ontology annotation, molecular function: mRNA binding. Lineage: Eukaryota; Metazoa; Chordata; Actinopteri; Salmoniformes; Salmonidae. Gene Ontology annotation, cellular component: cytoplasm; nucleus.